Molecule: messenger RNA, 1221 nt
Organism: Malassezia pachydermatis
Lineage: Eukaryota; Fungi; Basidiomycota; Malasseziomycetes; Malasseziales; Malasseziaceae
Product: tfa1-tfiie subunit (transcription initiation factor) 66 kd
Exons: 2
Coding region: 1-1221 (406 amino acids)
Biological process (GO): transcription open complex formation at RNA polymerase II promoter; transcription initiation at RNA polymerase II promoter
Cellular component (GO): transcription factor TFIIE complex
Source: RefSeq, a predicted model, not a curated record
AUGGCGACUGUCGCACCACGUCCCGGCGUGCCUUCUGACAAUGUAGCGGCUGGGAACGCUACAGAGAAAGAGCCGCAGCCAGCGACACCUGCGCAAAUGGCCGAGAUUCGGCGUCUCGUGCAAAUCAUUGCACGUCUUUUUUACGACGAUGGACAUAUCCUCCUUUUGGACCAACUUGUAAGUAUCCCUGCGAUCCCCGCCGAAGUGCUGGCCAAACGUGUGGGGCUGCAAGCUCGCGAUCUAGGCUCCUUGGCUGCUAAGCUAGUGGAAGACCGUAUUGUCUCUGUGUACCGGUGUCAAGAGACACGUGAAGGACCGUUUCAACGAGCCGUCGCACGGACAUACUACUACAUCGACUACAAACUCUUCCUGGACGUGACAAAAUGGCGAAUGAUGGCGAUGCGGCGGGAUAUUGAUACCAAACUACGCAACGGCCUCGACAAUAAAGGCUACGUCUGCCCACGCUGCCGCCGCUCGUAUACCACGCUGGAAGUCGCCCAUCUAUUGGAUCCGUUCCGUAAUAUGUUUAUCUGCGAAGUGCCUGGCUGUGGCACGGAGCUGGUCGACAAUGAAGAUGCGGAAGAUGUGCGCAAGUCCAAAGAUACAUUGACACGAUUCAACGAGCAGUUGACUGUGGUCCAAAAAGCGCUACGUAGCGUGGAAGGCGUCGCUUUGCCGCCGAUGAAUAUCCAUGGAUGGCUCGCGAAAAACAGCGCAACACCCCCGUGGCAAAAGGAGAUGGCACGCAACGAUAUGGCUUUGGAACCAGGCGCGACCCCUGCGCCAGCUCGCCAGGCGCCAGCUGUGCGUGUGGAGAUGGCGGGCGAUACCGAGCGCGAAUCGCAACUGCAACGAGAGCAACGGGCUCUUGAAGAAGAAAAACAGCGUGCACAAAACACCUUGCCCUCCUGGCACUUGUCUUCGACUGUCAGUGGCGAGCGCACAGGGCUGGGACACGCUGCCGAUCCUGCACGACGUCCUUCGGACCUCCACAACGAAGCGCCCAAGGAGGUCGCAGUGGAUGUCGAUACGCAGGCUGAGGCCGAUUUGGAUUAUUAUGCACGGUAUACCUCGCAAUUGGACGAAGCAGCGGCCGGGACUAAACGCGAGGCAGAGGCGAUGGUCGACGAAGAAACGGCCGCGUCUGCCAAGCGCGCCAAGGCCAACGACGAUGCGGCCGACGACGACGACGAUAUGGACGAUAUGGAAGAUGUGAUUUAA